GACGCCAGCUCACCCGACGAGCUCGUCGCCUUCCUGCGCGGCCAGAUCACCGACCUCACCGGCCAGGUCACGAGCCUCAACUCGAAGCUCGUAAAGAGCUACACGACCCGCGGCGAGCUCGAGGACGACCUGCACGACAACGAGGAGGCCGUGCGCGGCUUGCGCCAACGCAACCACGUCCAGGGCGAGAUGCAGCGCCUCAUGACCAAGGUCAUGGAGGAGACCAAGAACCGCGAGACGGCCGUCCAGGCCCAGACGGCGCUCGAAACCGAGAUCGAGAGCCUCACGAGCAACCUGUUCACCGAGGCCAACAAGAUGGUCGCGUUCGAGCGCGUCGCGCGGGCCCGCGCCGAGGAGAAGAUGCGCUCGUUCGAGGAGGCC
Messenger RNA from Rhodotorula graminis WP1, 381 nucleotides. RefSeq lists its product as uncharacterized. The annotation marks the transcript as partial. The record is from RefSeq and is a predicted model, not a curated record. Gene Ontology annotation, biological process: exocytosis. The transcript has 2 exons. Gene Ontology annotation, molecular function: guanyl-nucleotide exchange factor activity. Lineage: Eukaryota; Fungi; Basidiomycota; Microbotryomycetes; Sporidiobolales; Sporidiobolaceae. Gene Ontology annotation, cellular component: cell tip; Golgi to plasma membrane transport vesicle.